This is a messenger RNA of Drosophila teissieri, 2203 nucleotides long. It is a transcript of the gene nrv3, whose product is annotated as sodium/potassium-transporting ATPase subunit beta-2. The transcript is spliced from 8 exons. Gene Ontology annotation, molecular function: ATPase activator activity. The record is from RefSeq and is a predicted model, not a curated record. Lineage: Eukaryota; Metazoa; Arthropoda; Insecta; Diptera; Drosophilidae. Gene Ontology annotation, biological process: potassium ion import across plasma membrane; intracellular potassium ion homeostasis; sodium ion export across plasma membrane. Bases 242 to 1177 code for a protein of 311 amino acids. Gene Ontology annotation, cellular component: sodium:potassium-exchanging ATPase complex.
CUGUGGACGGUUGCUACUCGCACUCGCUGGCGGAUUAACGGCAUAAAUAUAUACACAGAUAUAUGUAUAUCAUAUACAUAUAUACCAUUAUAUCUGGAGCUACUAUGUACAAGUCUGCGUAGAGGGGAAACGUUUGAGGACGAAAAAAUCCUAUUCUGGCACAAGGAACAACACUAAACCAAUAGUUUAAAAGGAAAUCGUUUGAAAGACAAUACACCCAUCAGCAAACCAAAGAAUUACAAUGGCCGAUAAAAAAAUUGGUGAAUACUACGCACCGCCUGUAAAAAUGGGCAAAUGGGAGGGUUUCAAAAAAUUCCUAUGGAAUAGUGAGACUAGCCAAUGCCUUGGACGCACCGGAUCCAGUUGGGCGAAAAUUCUUCUAUUUUACAUAAUAUUUUAUGCGGCGUUAACUGGGUUUUUUGCUGCCAUUUUUACUGUAUUUUAUCAAACUCUGGACAAUGAAAAGCCAAAAUGGAUGCUUGACAAUGGUUUGAUAGGAUCCAACCCAGGUCUAGGCUUUCGACCAAUGCCUCCAGAAGCAAAUGUUGAGAGCACACUAGUUUGGUAUGAGUCAUCAAAGAAGGAUAACUAUAAGUACUGGGUGGACGAGACUUCACGUUUUCUGAAAUCAUACCAGGAUCUUGAGAAGCAGAACCAAGUGAACUGUAGCUUUGAACAUCCACCACAAGACGAUAAAGUCUGCGGCAUUGAUGUCGCGAGCUUCUCGCCAUGUACAGCUGAAAACAACUUUGGCUAUCACGUUGCCCGGCCAUGUAUAUUCCUUAAGUUGAAUAAGAUUUACAAUUGGAUACCAGAAAUUUACAACGAUUCUAAGACCUUGCCAGAUCAUAUGCCAGAGGAACUAAAGCAGCACAUCAAGGAAAAGCAAAGUCUUAGACCCAAUGAAACAAAUGUAGUUUGGGUCUCGUGCGAGGGAGAAAAUCCCGCUGAUGUCGAAAACAUAAAAGCACGUGACUACUAUCCACGCAUGGGUUUCCCCCGUUACUAUUUUCCGUUUAAAAACAUUCAGGGAUAUAUACCGCCCAUUGUUGCUGUUCAAUUUACCGUUGAAACCGGCGUUUUGAUCAACAUUGAGUGUAAGGCUUGGGCCCGCAACAUCAAUCACGAUCGUUCAGACAGAAGAGGAUCCGUUCACUUCGAGUUGAUGGUUGAUUAAGAGAGUCGUUAUAAAGAUGUCAUUGGCGAGAAGCGAUCGACCGUAUUAUCGAGAAAUAUAUGAGAAAAUAAAAUACAAUGAAAGAAUGGAGUAUAAAAAAAACCGACAACAAAACCCACACCAAAUAGAUACGAAAAAAUGUAGCAUCGCAGAAACAUCAGGUUAUUGCAAAAACCAAAAAAAAACAAACAUUAACGUGCGAAAUACAGCAGCAACCAAAGAGAAAAUUAAAAAAAAAAUAAGCUACAAAAACCAAUGAAAACCUUUAAGAUAAAAUGAAACUAGCCCAAUAAAGCAAAACAAAAUGCUAAGAAUAUUCUACCCAACCCAACGCUAACUAAGCAACGCCCCUCGCAUAAUCACAAGAAAACCUUAAUUUUGUAUCAUAUCUUUAUUUCUUUAGAAAACGAAUUAGGCGAUAACAAUAACAAAACAUUCAUAACAAAAAAAUGUUUCUCUUUAAAUUCUGUAUUGUUUUUCGGAUUAUAUUUUUUUACCCUCAUAUAGCAAAAAAAUCAAGCACCCCAGUCAAAAGUACUAAAAUGCUUAUCUUAUGUUGUACUUAUAUUUUGGACGAUAACCAAAGCUAAUAAAACAUUUUAAAAUUAUUUAUAUAUGUACAAUUGGAGGAAAUAUAAACAAAUGCAUAUAUGUGAGAAUGAGAAAAAUUAAUCAACAACUUCAAUUAGCAAACUAAAACACAGAAACCUUAAUACAAAAUUUAAAUAAAGGAAAACUGAACAGCUAAUUAAGACAUAUAUCUAUUUAAUUCCCUUUAAUUAUUAUUGAAAGCCGCAAAUCCAAGAUCGCAGAUGGGUAAAUCGCAUUCAAAUAUAUAAAUUAAAGAAAUAAAAACCAAGAAAACAGAAUAAAUAGUAAACAUAAGAAUAAAUAGUAAAGAGAUUACUGGUUGCAAUGAUAAUGAACACAUAUAAUAAAAAUGUAUUAUGUAUUCUACACUACAGAAAUAAUAAAAAUAAAUUUAAUUUGCUCUACCCAAAUAAAAAAAAUUCCGUUUCCAUCCCA